Messenger RNA from Enterobius vermicularis (human pinworm), 567 nucleotides. The record is from the annotation of a GenBank genome assembly. Lineage: Eukaryota; Metazoa; Nematoda; Chromadorea; Rhabditida; Oxyuridae.
AUGCGGUACAAUGAAUAUGUGUCAAGAAGUUGUAUGUUUGAAAAUGCAAAUAUGACUGUAUCACCGGAAUGUGAAGCAACAGCAGAACAAAGCAUUUUUCAAUUCUUCAAUGAUUAUGGCAAAAUUCUUAGUUUUUUGGAACAUGUUUACAAUUUCAUUCAUAUAAUAUCGGCUUAUCUGUUGCCAUACUUAAUCGAAAUGCUCUGCUAUGCAUGGAUUUUGGUGUUGAUGAAACGAGUGAAUAAGGAGAAGAAUGCCGAAAAAUCACAGCUUCGAUUGUUAGACUGUUUUUGUUUUACAUCGACCAAAUCAAGUUCCACAUGUUCCAGUUUGGAUAAUCCAACUGAAAUGUCGAGUAUUAUGCGCGCUCGAACGUCUGACGAAAACUUGGCUACCGAAAAAUCAUUACAUCCUUCAGUCGGAACUAAAUCAUUGUCUAAUGGUUUUUAUGCACCGGUUAGUGUCAACUUUGAAAGUGGAGGAUCAUUGAUUAUGGCAAAAAAUGCGGAAAAAAGACCAGCCUGGAAAAGUACCGUUGCUGUGGCAAGGCGAAAGACACGAAGAAAA